Messenger RNA from Rotaria sp. Silwood1, 636 nucleotides. Lineage: Eukaryota; Metazoa; Rotifera; Eurotatoria; Philodinida; Philodinidae. The record is from the annotation of a GenBank genome assembly.
AUGACUGUACAAUCAAGAAUAGGCGAAGAAAAUAAAUCUGGACAAUAUUCAUCGAAAGAACUUGAUACAUGGAUUGAACAAUUAAAAGAAUGUAAACCAUUACAAGAAAAUCAUAUUAAAUAUUUAUGUGAACAGGCUAAAGAUAUUUUAUCAAAAGAAUCAAAUGUACAAGAAGUCAAAUGUCCGGUGACUGUUUGUGGUGAUGUACAUGGACAAUUUCAUGAUUUAAUGGAACUUUUUAAAAUUGGUGGUAAUGCACCUGAUACAAACUAUUUAUUUAUGGGAGAUUAUGUUGAUCGUGGUUAUCAUUCAGUUGAAACUGUAACAUUAUUGGUUGCAUUAAAAGUUCGUUAUAAAGAUCGAAUAACAAUUCUUCGUGGUAAUCAUGAAUCUCGACAAAUAACACAAGUAUAUGGAUUUUAUGAUGAAUGUUUAAGAAAAUAUGGCAAUGCUAAUGUAUGGAAAUAUUUUACAGAUUUAUUUGAUUAUCUUCCAUUAACAGCUAUUGUUGAUAAUCAAAUAUUUUGUUUACAUGGUGGACUUAGUCCAUCAAUUGAUACAUUAGAUCAUAUUCGAGCUUUAGAUCGAAUUCAAGAAGUUCCACAUGAAGGACCUAUGUGUGAUUUAUUAUGGUAA